Molecule: messenger RNA, 4608 nt
Organism: Coffea eugenioides
Lineage: Eukaryota; Viridiplantae; Streptophyta; Magnoliopsida; Gentianales; Rubiaceae
Product: pentatricopeptide repeat-containing protein At3g16610-like
Exons: 2
Coding region: 3356-4030 (224 amino acids)
Biological process (GO): RNA modification
Molecular function (GO): protein binding; RNA binding
Source: RefSeq, a predicted model, not a curated record
AAGCAUUAGCCAAAAGACCUUUUGCUGCUGUAUCUCUCAUUGGUUGUUGAUACUGUAUCCUAUUGUUUGGGAGCUCCAGUGACCUUUCUUCUGGGAAUAACUACGCUGUGCUACAGGCCAAUGGUUCAUCUAGUGAAAACUGAAAAGACAGCUUGGUUUUGCUUACAGCUGUUUUUAUAUGUUGAUUUAACUGUUUAACUUCAGAUUGGUUUCAUGGUAUGGAUGGAGGAGAUUGCUGAUGCUGUUUUUACCCAAUGUUCUAUCUGCAUUUUUUCAAGCAAAAUACCUCAUGUUCUCAAGGAAUUUUGUAGAAUUUGUCACAGUACCAUAACCUUGAGCAUUUUAAAAUUGCAAACAAUAGGAGCUCAUCCGUAUAUUUGCAAACAAUUGCAUUUUAAAAUUGCAACCUUAAGCAUUUAGUUUCAUGGUAUGGAUGGAGGAGAUUACUGAUGCUGUUUUUACCCAAUCUUUGAGCAUUUUAAAAUUGCAACCUUAAGCAUUUGGUUUCAUGGUAUGGAUGGAGGAGAUUGCUGAUGCUUUUUUGACCCAAUGUUCUAGCUGCUUUUUUCAAGCAAUUCUCAAGAAAUUUUGUAGAAUUUAUCACAGUACCAUAAUAUUAAGCAUUUUAAAAUUGCAAACAAUAGGAGCUCAUCCAUAUAUUUAGUAUCUAUUCUCUUUUUCUUUUCAGUAUUAACUGCAUGUCAUAGCAAUUGUUAAAAUUGAUAGCUUAAGAGUGCUAAGUGCAAAUUUAUGAUGGUUGAUGGGUGCAAAUUGUAAUUGACCUUUUUUCUUUCACCUACUUUCAAGUUUCACCCCCAUCUUCCUGCCCUCUACUCAUGCUUUUUUUUCCCUCUCACUCUUGGAGCACAUUCUAACCGCCAGUGAUCCCAUAAUUCCAUGGUAUAUUCUGCAAUGUACAUUUUUCAUUCAACUAUUUUUCCCUAAAUUUUGGAAUAUUUGAGGAAGGGUUAAAUGAAAUAACAGGGACUUACGUCCCAAAGGCAAUAUAGGAAGUUGAAGAGAAUCAAUUGCAAAUACAUAACAACCCCCUAGAAGAUCCAGUGGACGUGGUCAUCCCAGCUUGGCUGCCGAGUCACAUUCACCAGUGGAUCUCUUUGGUUCAGGGUUGCGGGCCGUGGUGGUAGUGACAGUGUGGGCCUCCCACCUCCUCCUUGCCCAUCCUCACCAAUUGCUCCAACAACGUCGUAAUAUUUUAAUUACUUAUGCCAUGUUCUACAUGCAUGCAUACAUGCUUUCCUUGUUUUUUUUAUUGUAAAAUUUUGAAAACAAUCCUGCUUUCUCUAGUCAUAGGGGCAAGCCUUGCUUAGAGGGUUUAGUUCUGCUCUAUUUUAAUAGUUGAAUGGGAAGUCGUAGUAUGAAAAAUUCAAUGCUUUAUGUAUAUAAUUGUAAAUGCAUGAAUUCUGGGGUGUAGAUGAGUUUAAUUAUGCCAUGCAUCCGUUUUAUACAGCUACGUGAGGCUAAGCGAGCUAUGUAUCAGCUAUAGGGUUCCAACUUGUAUUCAAAUUUGUCUUUUGAUUAUUUUUUUCAGUUGAGCUCAAACAGAGCUCAAGUAGCUAGAUUAAUGUAUACAGAAAUUUUAAUUUUUUGCUUAUAAACCCAGUUUUCUCUUCGACUUAAAAGCCUAACAAGGUCUAGAUCUUAUGCGGGGUUACUUUGAUUAGUUGAUGAACCAAUCUAGGAUGAGCUUGAUAGUGGAAGAUUAAGUUGGUUCAUCUUUCACUCUACACUAUACUAUAUUUGAUAUUUCGGAAUUGUUUACUACACCAUACUAUGAUCUUAUUACAGUUCUAUGGACAAAAUUGCAUACAUACUUGUAUAUAUAGGAACAAAAUUAUUCCAUAGUAAUCCUAGUUAGUUUCAUGUUCUAUUUAAAGUUUGCUUUUCAUAAAUCUUGAUGCUGGAUAAGUAUGUUUGUAAGUUAUAAUCACUUCAGAUAGUCAGCCAUGGAUGUUUCUGUAUUUUUCUAUUGGUGAAGUUUUGAAACUUUUUUCACGAGGGAAUGGGUAAGAUUUGAUCCCUGCCAGAUUUUAAUUCCAAAUCCUGAUCCAUAAAGAAUCAUAAAGGGGAAGAAUGGCUUAUUAGUAUGGUAUGCAACAUGAUGUAUUAGCACGCUUUUCUUCUCUUUUUCCUUUAUAGCUAUUUAUGGUUGAGUUAUUUUUCUUUGACUUGAUUUACAUUGACUGCUAGAAGAGGGGUAGAUGGGUUAGGAUGGAGUAUGUUUUUGAGCUGUCUAUGCAUCAUCAUGAAUGAUUCAUGUACUUUAUUGGAUGUUUGAGCAAUUAUAUAAUAUCAGUAACUUGCAUUAGCUUUGUUAGUUAUAAAAAGACUACUGAACAAGGUGGGAAAUUUUGGGGGACUGGAGCAGCUAUCAGUUCUCAUUCUGCCAUUGUGCCAAAAUAAAAAAAAACGGUUCUACAUCUGGAUUUUCAGGUAUUGCUAGCAUUGUUUGUCAGCUUAUCUGCCUAUGUUACACAGUUUAAAGUUCAAGUGAGUUCUGUUUUCUCUCUUAUUAUAUUAUUCCCUAGAGGUGGUUUUAGGAGUAUUUUCUCUCUCUUAUCAAUGGAAGAGGUAAUUAUCAAUUUGACUAACUCCACUUUAGUUAAACUAUAAAGCCCUGUUGGCGAAGUUUUCUCCUUGUAGAUUGCUAGAUUGCAUUCAUUGUUGCAAUUUGCAAGGACAAUAGUGCAGUUUCUCCUUCCUAAUAAUUUAGUAAUUCUUUUCCCCAGUCAAUCUAUUAUGGAUAUAAAACAGUUGGAUUAUCUUGUUUACCUUUUGUUGAACCUUGUUUGGUCCUCCACACACUUGUUACACUCCUAUGCAUGUAGGAACUAGUUUAUGAUUAUAUUUCCAUUCUUGACAAUCUCAACCAUGAAACACACACCACUCUUUCUCUCUGAGUCACUAGAAUUGAAAAUUUGAGUAUGUGAUCAUGCGCACCAGAUCAGUGGAAGGUAGGCGGAGAUGUCAUGCCUAAUCCCAAAGAAAUCAGUUAAUGCUGUCCAGAGUUAUAAACAAGUCCCCUUGUAUCAUUUCAAUGAUUAUCUCAUCUCCUAGAAGAUUGCAUAGCUUCAAAAUCAUUAACACCAGGCAAACUAAUCCAUCAAAAUCUCCUCAAAAACCCAAACUUUUAACAUGAAAAACAAAUCUUGCAUUACGUUACUGGAUAAGCUCUCUAAACUCUUUAUUACAUGCAGCAAACUCAGAGUUAGCUUAUAAAAUCUUCAACUCAAUCCCAAGCCCAGAAAGGCAAAAGAAAGGAAUUUUAUGGAACCAACUGAUUAGGUCCUAUGCUUGGGAAGGACCCUUUGAGAAUGCCAUUGAUUUGUACUAUGCGAUGGUGGUUAUUGGAGCCAAACCCACAAAAUUUACUUACCCUUUUGUCCUUAAAGCUUGUGCUGCAUUGGAGCAUAUAGAUAAUGGUGUGAAGAUUCAUGAUGAUGUAAAAAGAGAUUGGCUUGCCUCAGAUGUUUAUAUUUCUACUGCUUUGGUUGAUUUUUAUGUUAAAUGUGGGUGUUUGCUUGAGGCGAGGCAGGUGUUUAAUGAAAUGCCUGAGAGAGAUGUUGCAUGGAAUGCAAUGAUUUCAGGGUUCUCGAUUCAUGGGAUGCAUGGGGAUCUGAUUCAUUUUGCUUUGGAAAUGCAAGAAAUGGGAGUGAGUCCUAAUUCUUCAACUCUUGUGACCAUUUUGCCGGUGAUCGGGGAGGCGAAUGAGGUGAUUGCUGGAAAGGCUGUUCACAGGUUGUCUGUGAGGAGGGGAAUUGAUAGUGAUGUCAUGAUGGGAACAGGGCGUUUGGAUAUGAAUGGAAAAUGUGGGUGGUUAGUUUAUGCAAGGAGGAUAUUUCAUGCAAUGACUUUCAGAAAUGUGGUGACUUGGAGUGCGAUGAUUGGAGCUUGUAUUGCUUGUGAUUGCACUCAAGAAAGCUUGGAAUUGUUUGAGCAAAUGAGGGUGGAGGAUGUUGGAAGCCUUCCACCUGUUACACUUGCAACUGUUUUCCAAGGUCGGCUAACCUGAUUGAUCUGAAGGGAGGAAAACAGAUACAUGGUUACACUGUUAAGUUAGGGUCCAAUUUGGUUUUGAUGGUUGCUAAUAUGCUUCUUUCAAUGUAUGCAAAAUGUGGUAUUCCAGAUGAUGCGACAAAGUUCUUUGAGGAAAUGAGUUUCAAGGACUCUGUGUUUCUUAUAGUGCUCUUAUCUCUGGAUGUAUUCAAAAUGGAAGUGCAGAGGAAAAAGCACUAUAUGGUUGGUUAGGAGAUUUUCAUUAUGCUUGGUUAGGAGAGAAUACACCACUAUAUGGUUGGAGUGGCAGAGGAAAAAGCAGUGGAAGAGGAAGCGGACCGAGAAGAAAGUGAUUUGCUUGGCCAGCUGUUGGACUAUCAUUUUUUAUAAUAUUGAUGCAGCCGUUUACAAAACUUUGUGAACUUUUGGUUGGAAUUUUUUUUUGGGGAUUAUCUUGACUAUUGAAGAAUCUAAGUCAGCUUCUUGUUUUUGGUCUAGACUUGUAGUCCGUUAUCGGGUUGAAACAAGGUUACACUUUGUAUUGUGACAAUUGCUCUUUAAAUGUGGAUAUUUGACUCCAUUGCAUUUUUGUAA